AAACGUGAAAAAGUUUAGCUAACUGUUGCAACAGCCAAAGAGUUACAGAUUUUGCAAACAAGUGGAAGAAAAAACAAACCAGAGCAACAGCACAGAAGCAGCCUGCGUGUAAGAGGUUCAAGGGAAAGGUCACCCGAUUCAGCGUUGGAGGCACGUCCCACACGCGCGCACCAGAUACAAAGAGAAACCGUACGUUCGAACACAGUCCGCGUGACGGGAAUACCAAAAAGCUGUAGUCGUGUACCCACACACAGGGUCGCUCAUCCGCUGGAACAGGAUUAAGAAGCCCCAGAACGUACAGCGAGCCCCGACGUCACUCGACCGGCUUCGUUUAUAAGAGCCGUCGUCCUCAUCGCGCGCAACGCAGUCCCGCCUCGCUCCCACGGCAAGGCGCACUCGGGUCUCGCUUUAUCCCCAAGGCCGCAAGUGCGAAUCGCGUCAAACCGGGACAGCAAUCAAGAUGGUGGUUAACUACCGGGUAUUCAAAAAGUGCUCGCCGAACAACAACAUCUCGCUGUACCUCGGCAAGCGUGACUUCAUCGACUACCUCUCCGGCUGCGAGCCAAUCGACGGAGUCGUACUCCUCAGUCCCAGCUACUUCGAGAACCAGCGCAAAAUAUGGGUCCAGCUAAUCUGCAGCUUCCGCUACGGGCGGGAGGAGGACGAAGUAAUGGGCCUGAACUUCCAGAAGGAGCUCUACUUGGCCUCGGAGCAACUCUACCCACGGGUCAAGAAGUCGGAGCACAACUUGACCAAGCUACAGGACAGGCUGUUGCGCAAGCUCGGGCCAAACGCCAUUCCCUUCACCUUUGAGUUCCCAAACACGUCACCGUCCAGCGUGACUCUGCAGCCCGGGCCCGAGGAGACGGGCGAGCCGUGCGGCGUCACCUACACCGUCAAGGUGUACGCCGGCGAGACCGAGACCGACCGGACCCACAAGCGCAGCACCGUCACCAUGAGCGUGCGCAAGAUCCAGUACGCCCCGACGAAGCAGGGCCGCCAGCCGUGCACGGUCGUGCGCAAGGAUUUCCUCCUGAGUCCCGGUGAACUCGAGCUCGAGGUCACCCUCGACAAACAGCUCUACCACCACGGCGAGCGCAUAGCCGUGAACAUCUGCGUGCGCAACAACAGCAACAAAGUCGUCAAGAAGGUCAAAGCCCUGGUGCAACAGGGCAUCGACGUCGUCAUCUUCCAGAACGGUCAGUUCCGCACGGUUAUCGACGCCGUGGAAACACAGGACGGCUGCCCGAUCAAUCCCGGCUCGAACCUCCAGAAGGUGCUGUACCUGCAGCCCCAAAUCGAGAACAACACGCAGAGGCGGGGCAUCGCGCUCGACGGAAUGAUCAAGGGCGAGAAUCCGGAGCUGGCGUCCAGCACGUUGCUCACGUCGCCCGACGUCAGGGACACCUUUGGGAUCGUCGUGUCGUACGCGGUUAGAGUUAAGCUGUACCUGGGAGCUCUGGGUGGCGAGUUGACGGCAGAAUUGCCGUUCAUCCUCAUGCGGCCCAAACCCACGGACAGAUUCAAGGUGCUCGCGGACGACAAUACGGCCAUCGAGGAGAUUUAUGACGAGAAGGAGAGAGCAGCCAUACGCGGUUAGGUGGGAUUUGACAUACAUUUUUCUUUUUCCAACUUUUAUCUAUUGCAAUGAUGUCGUCGGACUUUUUCUUCCAAUCAUCAUUUGAUAUACAACUUUGACAACUCUUUGAAGGGAUUACGAUGCUUUUUUUCGUUUAUUUAUGCCCCAGAGGAGUCAUUUUUUUUUAUUGCGUUUCUUGGAAAAAGAUAUGUCGGCAAGUGCACGUGACUCAUUGCCGUCUAAUAUAAGUACACUUUAAAAAUAAAUUGAGAUGGUCUAAUAUGCUUAUUUCUGGUGAAAUGUGACAGAUAUUGAUUUUUAUCAUCGAUGCUUGGAGUAAGAUGAACAAGAUCGCGAAAACAACCUAUCAAGGGUUUAUACAACGACGAGUGAAUUAGAUUAAUUACUUUGUAACGUUUCUAUUGAAACCAUCAAUCAAAUGACGUUUACAUUUUAUUAUUUUUAAUUGCUUGGUAACAAAUAUUACAAUUUACGCAACGUUAUAUUUUUAAUACAA
Messenger RNA from Copidosoma floridanum, 2096 nucleotides. It is a transcript of the gene Arr1, whose product is annotated as arrestin 1. Gene Ontology annotation, biological process: G protein-coupled receptor internalization; signal transduction. NCBI's taxonomy places the organism in Eukaryota, Metazoa, Arthropoda, Insecta, Hymenoptera, Encyrtidae. Gene Ontology annotation, molecular function: G protein-coupled receptor binding. Gene Ontology annotation, cellular component: cytoplasm. The record is from RefSeq and is a predicted model, not a curated record.